Cryptomeria japonica (Japanese cedar) is the source of this 2016-nucleotide messenger RNA. Its product is annotated as pentatricopeptide repeat-containing protein At3g12770-like. The transcript has a single exon. Gene Ontology annotation, molecular function: RNA binding; zinc ion binding; protein binding. Gene Ontology annotation, biological process: RNA modification. Gene Ontology annotation, cellular component: intracellular membrane-bounded organelle. The coding region runs from base 1 to 2016 and encodes 671 amino acids. The record is from RefSeq and is a predicted model, not a curated record. NCBI's taxonomy places the organism in Eukaryota, Viridiplantae, Streptophyta, Pinopsida, Cupressales, Cupressaceae.
AUGCAUUCUUACUUUAAGCUGUUUCAAACAUGCUCCAAUAUCAAACAGUUGCAGCAAAUCCAUGCACACAUUAUUGCGAGGGGACUCGCCGAAAAUGAAAUAUUGGGGUCUAGGCUUAUAAGCGCGUAUGGAAAGCGGCAGAGUGUAGAUUAUGCACGCCUGGUUUUUGACAUAAUUCCCAAAGAAAGCGUAUUUUUAUGGAAUUCAAUGAUUACUGGGUAUUCCAAGAAUGGGUUUUGGGACAAAACCCUGGAGCUCUUUUGCCAAAUGCAGAAUGAACAAGAAGCAGACCAUUUUACAUUCCCCUGCGUUCUCAAAGCAUGCGCUGCAAAGUCUGCUCUGCAGAAAGGCAGGGAAGUUCAUGUUCGUGCAAUAACAUGUGGAUUGGAAUCCCAUCUGUUUGCAGCGAAUGCCGUUAUUACCAUGUAUGCGAAAUGCAGGCGUGUGGAAGAUGCACGCAAAGUGUUUGACAAAAUGUGUCCAUCCGAAAGAGAUACGGUGUCCUGGAACUCUAUGGUUGGAGGGUAUGUGCAGAAUGGGAAGGGAACCAAGGCUUUGGAAUUAUACAUUCAAAUGAAGACGAGGAUCGAACCAGAUGCAGUGACAUUCAUAAGCCUUCUUCCAAUCUUUUCAGAUGUCAAUAAAGGUAAGGAGAUUCAUGCUUGCAUAAUCAGUAGUGGACUGCAUUUGAAUUUGCAGCUGGGGAACGCACUUGUAGCAAUGUAUGCUAAAUGCGGCGUUAUUGAGUGCGCGCUCAAAGUGUUUGACGGAAUGCUUGAAAAAGAUGUCGUAUCAUGGACUGCAAUGAUCACAGGAUAUGUCCAGAAUGGACAGAGUGGGGAAGCCUUAAAGUUGUUCCACAAAAUGCAGCUGGCAGAGGUCAAGCCAAAUGCUGUUACUUUCAUAAGUGUUCUUCCAGCUUGCAACGCCCUAGUAGCUCUUCAACAAGGUAAGGAGGUACAUAAUUCAGUUAUAAGAAAUGGGUUUGAAUCGGAUGUUUUCGUGGUCAGUACCCUGAUAGACAUGUAUGUCAAAUGUGGGAGUUUGAAGAUUGCACUUCACUUAUUUAACACAAUGGUGCAUAAAGAUCCGGCCUUGUGGACUGCAAUGAUUUCUAGCUAUAGUAUAAAUGGGUGUGCCGAUGAGGCAAUUAGGCUUUUCGAUCGAAUGCUUACGUUAGGAUAUAAGCCGGACAGUGUCACCUUUGUCGCUGUUCUAUCUGCUUGCAGUCGUGCAGGCAUGGUGGUGAAAGGCCGGCGUUACUUUGAUAGGAUGAAACUAGAUUAUUGCAUUGUACCUGGGUUGGAGCACUAUGCAUGCAUUGUAGACCUUCUUGGUCGAGCAGGGCACUUGGACGAGGCAUAUGAUUUCAUUGGCAAUAUGCCGUUAAAACCAAAUGAUGAUGUGCGGGGUGCCUUGCUUGGUGCCUGCAGAAUUCAUCAAAAUAUACAGUUGGGAGAGCUUGUAGCAGAACAUCUCUAUGACCUGAAACCCAAGAAGGCUGGCUAUUAUGUUCUGAUGUCAAAUAUCUAUGCUGCAGCUGGAAGGUGGGAUGGUGUAGAAAAGGUAAGAGCAAUAAUGAAAGACAAGGGGGCGAAAAAGAUGCCAGGAUAUGCCUGGAUUGAGAUCAAGAAAAAGGUUCAUGCAUUCCUCGUAGAGGACAGAGCACAUGCACAAUCAGCAGAAAUUUAUAAAACAUUAGAGGAUUUGAUCGGGAAAAUGAAAGAGGCAGGAUAUGUGCCCAAUACAAACUUUGUGUUGCAAGAUGUGGAGGAGGAAGAAAAGGAGCAUACCUUAUGUAGUCAUAGUGAGAAGCUGGCUCUUGCUUUUGGGCUUAUGAAUAUUCAAUGCCCUGGUACAUCUAUCCGAAUCAUAAAGAAUCUUCGCAUUUGUGGGGAUUGCCACCAUGCCAUGAAGUUUAUCUCCAGAAUUGUUGAACGAGAAAUAAUUAUUAGAGACUUGAGUCGCUUUCAUCAUUUCAAGAAUGGGGAAUGUUCUUGUGGAAAUUACUGGUGA